GUGCUCUUGCGCGUCCAGUGAUUUGGUGUCAGUGCCGUUCUCGUGCGCUCAGGAGUUAGACAGAGACACAGCAUCACACAAAAAAACAGACGAAUUUACUCCGGAAGACCAACACCGCUCUUUAAUUAGUGCCUUGAGUGCUAAUGAGGUUAUUAACGCAGCAUCUAAACUUGUUAUUAAAAUAGUGCCGUUUCGUGACACUGAUUUGCGCAACUGUUUCCCUCACCUGGCGCCAGAUUUGCUGGGGAAUAAAAGAUGAUUCUCGACGUACCUCUAUACCUAUGAAAUGAUUUGGAUUGCGCCUCGCGUUUUUGGAGGAAAGCAGCACUGAACGCAGUACGACGUUUUCUGGACAACUUUGGUGCCAGUGGACACGGGCAGUCGCGAAAGUCUUUUACUGCCUCAAGAUUGUUGGCUCUAAGCAGGAUGGACCUCAUCGGGCUCUACUUGUUCCAGCUGGCAAUUUUUGGGGUUCCGCGGCUGGUGUUCGGGGGCCGGUGGGACUGUCUGACUGCGGGAGAUUCGUGCUCUAGUGACGAGGCGUGCAGCCCGCGCUUGAGAACGCUGCGGCAGUGCGUCGCGGGAGGCGGGAGCGUGAAGCUGGGUCCGGGAGCGCGCAACCACUGCGAGAACGCAGUGACGGCCCUGCUGUCCAGCCCUCUGCACCUGUGCCAGUGCAAACGGGGUAUGAAGAGAGAGAAGAACUGUCUUAGCAUCUACUGGAGCCUCAAGCAGUCCGUACUGCACGGGCUGAGCUUGGUGGAGAAUUACCCAUAUGAGCCUGUUGAGCGUGGCUUUGAUUAUGUUCGCCUGGCCUCCAUCGCUGCAGAGUCUGAGGUGGGCAUGACAACUGUGAACCGUUGUUUGGACGCCGCCAAGGCCUGUAACGUUGACGAGACGUGUCAGAAGCUUCGAACGGAGUACGUUUCGGGGUGCAUCGCCCCGUCAGCGCUAGCCGGGCCCUGUAACCGUGCGCGCUGCAGCAAAGCACUGAGAAAGUUCUUCGACCGCGUGCCGCCCGACUACACACAUGAGCUACUCUUCUGUCCGUGCACCGACACUGCAUGCGCAGAGCGUAGACGCCAGACCAUUGUGCCCGCGUGCUCUUAUGAAGAAAGGGAAAAACCCAAUUGCCUGGUCCAGCUUCGAGUUUGUGAGGCCGACUAUGUGUGCAAGUCUCGCUGGGCACAGUUCCAGCACGACUGCCAACCCUCCGAGCUUACUGCCAGCGGCUGCCAGCAAGAAAAUUACGGAGCCUGCCUUAUUGCAUACACCGGUCUGAUAGGUAGCGUUAUCACUCCAAACUACCUAGAUAACUCAACAUCCAAUGUGGGACCGUGGUGCUCCUGUGCGGCUAGUGGGAAUUUCCGAGAUCAGUGCAACCACUUCCUCAGCCAUUUUCAUGACAACAAUUGCUUGAAGAACGCCAUUCUGGCUUUCGGGAAUGACACAGACCUGAAAUCUGCGACCAACCAAGCUCCAGGCUCCAAUACUAAUCUUUACAACCAGGUCUUAGUUACCAGCACCGAGACGACCACUACCACCAUUGGUUCUGCCAUGGAGACCGAGCAGAACAUUCUGCGUCCACAGAUGCCCACACAGAUGAAUGAGAGAGACAGACUGUGGGGCGACUCCACGCUCCCGCCCCCUGAUCUCUAUGACUCCAGUCCUGCUGCAGCCCACCUGGCCAUGCUCAUGUGGCUCCUCCCCUUUCUGCUGCUGGCUCUCCAACUUUAAAGUCAAGCAACCAAUCAAAGCACCACAGAACCGGGACAGCGUGCGUGUGUUCAUGAGUUUUAACUUCCACAUCACAGCAACACGUUCAGAGAGGACAGCAAAACUCUUUAAAUAUAUGAAACCCUGCUCCAUUCCUCAACGCAAUUUAGUGAUUCAUUGUUUGGAUGUGCACAUUGACUGAUUUCAAGGGUUUAAAUAAUUGUGUGUGUGUGUGUGUGUGUAUCUCUCAUAUUUUGGACUGAAGAUUGUGCCCGUGUAAGAUAAACCCCCCUCUCUCUUCAAAGCGAGCGAAAAAAAAUGAAAAAAACAUCAACUACCUGUUCAUCAUCCAUAUUUUAAUAUCUAUUUUUCCCAGCUCUUUCGAAUGGAUGGUGUUGGUACGUGUGCUGUAUAUUCACCCGGAUAGAAGUGUGUUUUGUGAUGUUUGCUUGAAGCACAGGAACAAGUGGUAAGAGAGAGGAAACUGAUGUAACGGACUAAAAGUGUCUAUGAUGAGCUCUUUCACGGGCUUCAGAGGGUUACAGAGACGUCUUUAUUUUUGUAAUGUGGCUGUAUUGUUCAGAUGUACAUCCCACAGGCUGUUUCAUCCCAGCAGUCCUCGAGUGCACGUUUGCUAAGAAAAUGGCACAGAUAUGAAGAGCAGCAGAGGUUAAAGAACCUUGAUGAAGGCCACGAUCAUUGAGCAGUUCUUGUACACUUCACCUGUUAAUAUGGGUGUUUGAAAUACUGCACCAAACUGCUUAUUGCAAAUGGAAGAAAAAAAGAAGCACAAAACACCCUGUUAAACAAAGCACUUUCUGUUCAUGUGAAUUCAAGCAGCUUAAUCAUAUUUCCUAACUCACUGUUUGUCUCAGCCAAUCAAAACGAGCACAAGGGUCCGUCAAUUGUCUCCGAUGCCUGACGACAGUUUUCUGCGUCCCCAUCCCUUGACCACUCGACAUCUGCAGUUGUGUUGCUUUUUUUAUUCUCGAUUGUUCUGUGAUGACGAACAAGGUGAGUGAAAAGUAAAUGCUUUGACCCUCAACAACCUUCAGAGACUAUUGACAACCAGCGACCGGCAUCACAAAACGGGGAAAAACAUUCCUGUCUAAUGGGUUGAAUUUGUGGAUUUUACUUGUUAUUACCUGAAAAAUAAAGCUGCCAGAUACAGA
Rhinichthys klamathensis goyatoka is the source of this 2888-nucleotide messenger RNA. It is a transcript of the gene gfra4a, whose product is annotated as GDNF family receptor alpha 4a. NCBI's taxonomy places the organism in Eukaryota, Metazoa, Chordata, Actinopteri, Cypriniformes, Leuciscidae. Gene Ontology annotation, biological process: nervous system development. Gene Ontology annotation, molecular function: signaling receptor activity. Gene Ontology annotation, cellular component: external side of plasma membrane; signaling receptor complex. The transcript is spliced from 8 exons. The record is from RefSeq and is a predicted model, not a curated record. The coding region runs from base 427 to 1737 and encodes 436 amino acids.